GCGCAGCCUAUGCCUUGAAACAGCCAAACUCAUAGUGUGUCCUGUUUUAUGGUUGAUAUUCUUCUAGUGUAUCGUGAAACACUGUGCCGGAUUCCUAAACGUUCUGGUUCCAGUGGAGGCGUUAAUCCUGUGGGAGUUUCCUGACUUUGCUUUGGAAGGACGAAAAAUGAGCUGUGGAGACGCCUCAAAUCCAAGCAAGCCAAACUCAAAGAUCACGGAAGAGCAGUAGCAGAAGCUCUGAGGGCGGACAAAGUUGAUGAUGCUCAGCUCCUGUCAUGGAAGGUUGUGGAUUUUACGAAGAAAGGAGAAAACUUUGGCACAUCUGUCAAGAGUGUCGAGGUCAAGUAUGCUCUGGAAGGAAAUGAAACUUCCUUGUCUUACGUAGCGAAGUUAUCUCAUACAAUGGAUAUGAAAACCAUGGAGAAAUUUCUCCUCGUUCUCUUCAAGAAAGAACUUAAGAUUCUACAAGGAGAUCGCUCCCAAGCUGAACUCCCUCCUGACAGCUGCUGGAAUGGCCCCACUGCGCAUGCCCAGCUUUUACUUCGGGAGCCUGGAAGAGGAGAAAGAAACGAUAUUGCUGGAAGACCUUCGACCUCGAGGAUUCAAACUCGUUGAGAGUAGAAAGGGCCUGGACGCGGAACACACAACUCUCGUCCUGCAGGAGUUGGGAAGAUUCCACGCCGCCUCCGUACUCCUUCAGGCAGAGACACCGGAAGACGACUUGGCUGACAUUCACAGCUUCCUUUCAUUAGACUUCACAAACUACGAUGAAAAUGCCGCUGAGACCUUCUUUGGAUUCUGCAAGUCCUCAUGAGUCACUGGACUGGAAAUGCUGCAGAAAGUAGGCGGCUACGAGGUGGCGGAAAAGUGGAUCGCGAACAACACUGAAAAUUUCAUCAGUAUCUUCGAGCGUGACAUGAAGAGGGAAUCGCCAUUCGAAGUUCUUUGUCUCGGCGAUUGUUGGAAUAACAAUAUUUUUCUCAGGUCUGCAACUUUCUUAUUCGUAUUGAAAGGGUUAGCUUACUAUGUGCAAAAGUUUGCUUAGAUUAUUUCCAAA
This is a messenger RNA of Penaeus monodon (black tiger shrimp), 1057 nucleotides long. RefSeq lists its product as uncharacterized. Lineage: Eukaryota; Metazoa; Arthropoda; Malacostraca; Decapoda; Penaeidae. Bases 512 to 814 code for a protein of 100 amino acids. The transcript has 2 exons. The record is from RefSeq and is a predicted model, not a curated record.